Molecule: messenger RNA, 2955 nt
Organism: Debaryomyces fabryi
Lineage: Eukaryota; Fungi; Ascomycota; Pichiomycetes; Serinales; Debaryomycetaceae
Gene: NAM7
Product: ATP-dependent RNA helicase
Exons: 1
Coding region: 1-2955 (984 amino acids)
Biological process (GO): nuclear-transcribed mRNA catabolic process, nonsense-mediated decay
Cellular component (GO): cytoplasm
Molecular function (GO): ATP binding; hydrolase activity; zinc ion binding
Source: RefSeq, a predicted model, not a curated record
AUGAGUAAUUUAUUGUUUCAAAAAUACGAGAGUAAUUCGGGUGACGAGAAUGAUGAAGGAUCUUCAUUGAAGAAUAUUACUAGUGAAAUGGCGACGAACGUUGAAGUUCCUAAUGGAAAUAACAGACCAGCUAAUAAUGAUUAUCAGUAUUAUGUUAGCAAUGAUGGAAAUAGCGAUACAAAUGUUGACGUAAAUUCUUGCUCAGACUUAGAUUUACCGGAACAAUCAAAUGAGAUAUUACCAGAACAUGCCUGUGCAUAUUGUGGUGUCCACUCCACCAACUGUGUCAUCAAAUGUAACACAUGUAACAAGUGGUUUUGCAACUCCAAGUCUAAUUCAAAUGGGUCACAUAUUGUUACACAUUUAGUCUUAUCAAGACAUAACGUUGUGUCCUUACAUGAAGAUUCGGAUUUGGGAGACACCACGUUGGAAUGCUAUAAUUGUGGAAAUAAAAAUGUUUUUAUAUUAGGAUUUGUUAGUGCUAAACAAGAAUCUGUUGUAGUUAUACUCUGUCGUUUGCCUUGUGCUCAACUGAAAGAUAUAAAUUGGGACACUAGUCAUUGGCAAUCCUUAAUUGAAGAUAGACAAUUUUUACCGUGGAUUGCAGCUAAUCCAUCCGAAGAUGAACUUAUAAAUACGAAUUUGAUUACACACCAACAAAUAUCGAAGUUAGAAGCACAAUGGAGGUUGAAUAGGGAUGCAACCAUUAACGAUAUUAAUAACGACUUGGAAGAUGAAGAAGAAAUUUUACCAAUUUUGAUGAGAUACAAUGAUGCCUUUCAAUAUCAAAGGUCAUUUGCACCAUUAAUCAAACUUGAAGGUGACUUUGAUAAGAACUUAAAAGAAUCCCAGGCCCUAGAACACAUUCAAGUCAAAUGGGCACUUGGUUUAAAUAAUAAACAUUUGGCAUCGUUUACUUUAUCUACUUUUGAAAGUAAUGAAUUGAAGGUUGCAGUGGGAGACGAAAUUAUCCUUCGAUAUAGUGGGCUUAAUCAAGAGCCUUGGGAAGGUAAUGGGUAUAUUGUCAGAUUGCCAAAUGCAUAUCAAGAAGAGUUUACUUUAGAGUUGAAUCCUUCAAAAUUGCAACCGCCAAUCCAUUCAACAACUGAUUUCACUGCAGAAUUUGUUUGGAAAGGAACUUCGUAUGAUAGAAUGCAACAAGCUAUGAAAGAUUUUGCUAUAGAGAAAGAGUCAGUAUCAAGUUAUAUUUAUCAUAAAAUCUUAGGUCACGAAGUAGCGCCAAUUGAGUUUGACAUUAAGUUGCCUAAUAAAUUUUCACAUCCAAAUUUAACAGAAUUAAAUAUGUCGCAAACAAAUGCUGUGAGAUCUGUCUUGCAAAGACCUUUGUCGUUAAUUCAGGGUCCCCCUGGUACAGGUAAAACCGUAACUUCUGCGACUAUUGUCUAUCACUUAUCCAAGUUGAGUAAAGAAAAGAUAUUGGUUUGUGCACCAUCAAAUGUAGCAGUUGACCACUUAGCGGAUAAGCUUAAUUUACUAGGUUUAAAAGUCAUUAGAUUAACAGCUAAAUCGAGGGAAGAUGUUGAAAGUUCUGUCAAUGAUUUGGCUUUACACAACAUUGUUAACAAAUCUGCCAAGGGCGAAUUAAAGAAAUUAAUACGUUUGAGAAACGAAUUAGGAGAGUUAUCUGAAUCUGAUUCAAGACAACUCAUUAGGUUAACUAGAUCUUCAGAAAUGAAGAUUUUGAAUAAAUGUGAUGUUGUUUGUUGUACAUGUGUUGGUGCUGGUGACAAGAGAUUGUCAAAUUUAAAAUUCAGAACUGUGUUGAUUGAUGAAAGUACGCAAGCUUCUGAACCUGAAGUCUUGAUUCCAAUAGUUAAAGGUGCUAAGCAAGUUAUAUUGGUCGGUGAUCAUCAACAAUUAGGGCCUGUAAUAUUAGAUAAAAAGGCAGGUGAUGCUGGAUUAAAGCAGUCAUUAUUUGAAAGGUUAGUCGUAUUAGGACAUGUGCCUAUCAGAUUAGAAGUUCAGUAUAGAAUGAAUCCUUGUCUAUCUGAGUUUCCAUCAAAUAUGUUCUAUGAAGGCUCAUUACAAAAUGGUGUUACAGCGAAGCAAAGAUUAAUCGAAAAUUCAAUAUUCCCUUGGCCUGUUCUCGAUAACCCGAUGAUGUUCUGGGCAAAUUAUGGUAGAGAAGAAAUAUCUGGUAGUGGUAAUUCGUUUUUAAAUCGAGUGGAAGCUAUGAAUGUUGAAAAAAUAAUUACUAAACUAUUCAAGGAUGGUAUAGAGCCUAGCCAAAUUGGGGUUAUCACGCCUUAUGAAGGUCAGAGAGCAUAUAUUGUUCAAUAUAUGUCAAUGAAUAGUACUUUAACCGAAUUAAAAGACAAAUAUUUAGAAGUUGAAAUUACAAGUGUUGAUGCUUUCCAAGGUAGAGAGAAGGAUUUCAUCAUCUUGAGCUGUGUUAGAGCUAACGAUCUGCAAGUUAUUGGAUUUUUAAGUGAUCCAAGAAGAUUGAAUGUUGCUUUAACAAGAGCCAAAUACGGAUUAGUGAUUUUAGGUAAUCCAAGAGCAUUGUGCCGUAACACUUUAUGGAAUCAUUUAUUAAUUCAUUUUAGAGAAAAGGGAUGUCUAGUCGAUGGUUCGUUGGAUAACUUGCAGUUAUCUAUGGUCCAGUUAAAUAAUCUUAAAGCAAACGCUAAUACACCACAUUCGAAGAAAUUCGUUUCGCAUCAACCAUUUAACAAUGAAUUCGAUACUGCAAGUAUUAUGUCCUACGCACCGGAUCAUAAUAACUCAAUGCUUUCAGGACAACAGUGGCCAAGUUUGGGUAAGGUCAGCGAUGAAAGGAAUACUUUUAUGGAAGGUUCUAAUCCAAUUAAUGCUAACUUCGUUAGUAAGUUAAAUAAACUAGGCAAUAUUGGUACUUCUUAUAACCUGGGAAAUCUGAAUGACGAAAUUAAGAACAUAACUAGUUCAUUUGCUGCAGGGUUUAAUUUGAACUAG